Molecule: messenger RNA, 2869 nt
Organism: Podarcis raffonei (Aeolian wall lizard)
Lineage: Eukaryota; Metazoa; Chordata; Lepidosauria; Squamata; Lacertidae
Gene: AANAT
Product: aralkylamine N-acetyltransferase
Exons: 4
Coding region: 1148-1765 (205 amino acids)
Biological process (GO): response to light stimulus; circadian rhythm; melatonin biosynthetic process
Cellular component (GO): cytoplasm
Molecular function (GO): aralkylamine N-acetyltransferase activity
Source: RefSeq, a predicted model, not a curated record
UUCUUAUUUAUUAUUGAAUAGUAGCCUCUUUAAAAUGUUCUGCAGAUGGCUGUGUUUCACUUCUUGCCACCUAAUAGCAGAGGAAGAAAUGCACAACAACAUGAAUUUGGGAAAGCAGUGUGACACUUGGCUCCCUAGGACUCCUGCAAACAGUAAAUUAUCCACACAAUUGUGGCUGACACUCCAGAAGCUGCAGCUUUUCUGGUAUCUGCAAAAACUUUAUCCUAUCUGGUUCUUAUUUUCUGGAGAUGCCCUUUUUGAAUUUUGUUAAUGUACCCCAGAGGGGAUCAUGGAAGUUACAGGCUGGCUGCUGGCUAGCUUGGGAAUGCCGGUGGAAAGCAUUAUUAAAGGUAGAAUGACGUCCUUUGUUAACCUAAUCAUACCAAUAUUUGGGCAUUACAUUUGGAAAAGAACUCUCCCCUCCUUUUAAAAGCAACUCCACAAUACAACCAUUUGCUGAUGUGGCAGCUCUGGAGAAUUAAGCUAUGGGACGCUGCAGCUCAAGGGCAAAUCCAGGAGGGCAAUUGCGUUUACAGUAAUAUUGGCAGAGCUUUAUUCACAUUCAAGGAAGAUGCCACGGUAGAGUUUAUUGAUCCAGUAAAAGCAUGCAAUGUGUUUCUGCUUCACCUGUUUUCUGUCAGCACCCAUCGCCUGACUAUUCACCUGUGGCUUGUACAAUGCCCUUUGUAUCUAGCAAUCAGCUAAAACACUUUAUCCCUCAGCAGAAAACCAUGCCAAGAAAAUAAAGCCUGCGGGGAUCCUUUUGUUGCCAUGUCACCUCCAAGCCCUUUUGCAAGUGUCUGUCACAUGAGGGUUUAGAAAUGUCUUAAGAGGACCAUCACGUGCUUUAGAAAUAACAAAUAUAUAAGCUGCAGUUCCCGAAGUCUCUGCAGAAUAAAAGCUGGAAGCGCACCAGGAGUCCCUACAGCCCUCACUAUCUGCUCUCUUCUUUCUGGCAGCAAAUCUGCAAGAACCUCAGUCUUGUCUCCAGAGAGGGCCACACAUUGGAAUCCUGAAAGAAAACUUAAUGCAUAGGUAUUUUCAGCUGCUGGCUGACUGCUCUGGAGGUGGUGGACUGAAAUAGCAGCGCGGCUACUCCAAAAGCGGGCAGAGCAUUUACAGAAGGCACAGGAAUAAACUAGAGAAGAUGUCUGUGAUCAGCGCCCUGCCGUUUCUCAAGCCCAUCCACCUCAAACCUCCGCGGAGCUCCCCUGGGCGCCAACGCAGGCACACUCUGCCCGCCAGCGAGUUCCGGUGCCUCACCCCCGAGGAUGCCAUCAGUGUGUUCGAAAUAGAGAGAGAAGCAUUCAUUUCGGUGUCGGGAGACUGCCCCCUCCACCUGGAUGAGAUUCGCCACUUUCUGAACUUGUGUCCGGAGCUGUCGCUCGGCUGGUUUGAAGAAGGCCGGCUUGUUGCUUUCAUUAUUGGCUCUCUCUGGGAUCAGGAACGACUCAGCCAGGAUGCUCUGACCCUGCACAAGCCUCAUGGAUCCACAGUCCAUAUCCAUGUUCUGGCAGUCCACCGUACCUUCCGCCAGCAAGGCAAGGGCUCCAUCUUGAUGUGGCGCUACCUGCAGUACCUGUGCUGCCUGCCGUACGUGCGUCGAGCCACACUGAUGUGUGAGGAUUUUCUCGUCCCCUUCUACUCCAAGUGUGGCUUCAAGGCAUUGGGCCCCUGUGAGAUCACGGUGGGCUCUCUGACCUUCAUCGAGAUGGACUAUGCCGUUCGUGGCCAUGCCUUCAUGCGCAGAAACAGUGGUUGCUGAGGAGGUGCCUCCCAUUUCCAUCCACAUCUGGCUGGUGUUCUUGGAGGCAAAGAAGCCCAGUUUCCCAAUGAUUCCCACCAAUGGGUCAGGGGAGUCUGAUGGGUGGGUCACAAAGUUGCCAAGUUCUCUUCUCUGGGAUAAGGAACUUCCACAUCAGUGGUGAAUUAGGCAAGUGAGCCUACACACACAUAUUAAAGUUACUGAUGGGUCCCUUUUUAAGAAGUUUGAGAACCACUGCAAUACGCAGAUUGAUAUGUUAACCCAAGCAACUCCUAUCAUAGCCAUUGCUGCAAAGGCAACACAGAUUUUAAUGCGUAGUAGCGUUUUAGUAGCCAGUAAUAGGUGUCGUAGCAUUGUAACCUCACAACUGCCUUUCAAACUGGUAGCUAAAAUGCACCCCAGUUGUCUUCUCAUUUGUGUCUUAGCUGAAUUUGCGCCCUGCAGCAGUGACCAUUGUAUACAUGGGGCAAUGAAAGGCAGUAACUGCUCUUUCCUCAAUUUAGCUAUGAAGAUGACAACAGCAUGACAUGGUGGUGAAGUUGUAGCCGCUAAGCAUUAUUCCCAUCAACUAAGGGAGCAACUAAGUGACUGUUGUUGCCAGUACACUAUAGGUCUGCAGGUUAGAAUUUGGCAACUUUCAGAGUAACCAGACUGUCAACCAGGGCCCCAGCUGCCUUUCUGCCUUAUGACAUUGGUGGUUACCAUCACCCAUCAAAAUGGUUGUAAGAAGACAAAUGCUGCAUCUAUAACUAUGAAGCAAGUCACAAUAUUGGCAUAUACAAAUGCUUCCAGAAAUCAAGCUUUCUGUUCUCAAAAGUGUGGUUUCUGUUGUAGCAGACUGCAUGCUAUUUUUGGAAUUAAUAGAGCAAUUAGGAAAAACAUUACUUGAGAAGUAGAAUCAUUCAGUUACAUCUGCCAUUUUGUAGAAUUACUGUUUGCCUUUGGAAAGGAGCAGCCGUCGCAGAUGAAAUUGUUGUCUCUUUGCUUGCAGUGGAGAAACUCCAUGUCUUCUUGCACUGGCUGCUCUGUUGUUGUGAAAUGCAUGGAAUCUGUGCUUGUAUAUUCUGUAAAAAUAUGUAUAUAAAUGUGGUCUAUGUGCUAAAA